This is a messenger RNA of Pomacea canaliculata, 4442 nucleotides long. RefSeq names its product coiled-coil and C2 domain-containing protein 1A-like. Gene Ontology annotation, biological process: regulation of transcription by RNA polymerase II. The transcript has 19 exons. Lineage: Eukaryota; Metazoa; Mollusca; Gastropoda; Architaenioglossa; Ampullariidae. Gene Ontology annotation, cellular component: nucleus. The record is from RefSeq and is a predicted model, not a curated record. Gene Ontology annotation, molecular function: RNA polymerase II cis-regulatory region sequence-specific DNA binding; DNA-binding transcription repressor activity, RNA polymerase II-specific. The coding region runs from base 193 to 2139 and encodes 648 amino acids.
CAAGGGGCGACAAUUAUGGAUGCGCAGUAGCUUCUGGACAUUUCCCGAUCAUGCAGGGUUUAAAAAAAAAAGUUCUUUGCCAAAAGCUUGGCUCCUAUCAUCUCUGAAAUUAGUAACCAGUCACACAGGCUCAAACGCAGUGGAAGAGACAUGUGACGAACUUUGAUAUACCCCUCGAGGUCCCACAGUAAUAUGGACAAGACACCUGUGCCAAAGUUUGUGCUGGAGGAACGGCUAGCCAUGUACUUCCAAGCUAUUGAUCAUGCUACAGCAGCCAGUGACAGCCAACGAACACAGCUUCUUGAAAAGGAUAUACAGAUGCUGAUGGACUUGAUGGAGCGGGCUAACUUAGGGAAGGUGGUAACAGUUGAUGAAGUACCACCACCUCUGCACAUUCAUCCUCAAACAGGACAUUCUGUUGCGAAUUUGCUGGAUGAACUGUCUUCACGGCUUGCUGAUUACCACAAAGCAUUGUACUUUGCCGAUAUUGAAAUUGUGGGAAACCCACUCACUUGUGAUGAGGCGCUUACUUCUCAGAAGAGUAAGGCUAGGACUCAGCAAAUUCAAAAUCUACAAAGAGGAAUUCAAGUCAUCCAGAAAUUGCAGGGCCAGGCUGCAGCAGGUUUUCCUGUUCAGCCUGAAGAGAUCCCUCCUCCUGUGUCAAUCCCCAGUGAUGAUGAAUUUGUUGUGAACCCUGUGGCUGUGAUCACUGAGCGACUUUCUGUGUACCAGCAAGCUCUUGUAGUGGCACGUGAAGAAGGAGAUAUGCAGAAAGUGGCAACUUUUCAAGCUAACAUUAUGAUGUUGGAUUUUCUGUUAAAACGUGCUGAAGCAAGGAUUCCAAUUUACAAGAAGGAUUUACCAGAAAAUAUUACUCUGAGCAAGAAGUUAAGGAAGGAGACAGAAAUGUACAAGUCCACAGUUGAGACCCUGACAAAGAUGAGUGGCUUAAGUGCCCGUGCUUCAAAGCUUGCUAUGACAUGGGGUAACACUGAAUUUGCUGAUAAGCUACAGAACAAUGCCAAGAUGCUGAUGCAGGCUCUUCAUGACUAUGAGCUGGGCAAGCCUCCAGAUCUGUCUGCAUGCCCAUAUUCUCUUGCUGACAUACAGCGUCUUGCAGAUGAUGCUGGGUUUCUUGCCACCCAGCACCUACAGGAUGCAGACGUGGUGAAGAUGAGGUUGAACCAAUACAAGCUUGCCGCUCUCAAGGCAAAGCAAGCAGGACAGAGAGAUCUGGCUAUUCAGCACAUGAAGGUUGUCAAGACCCUACAGCUGUUGCUUCAAACAUUGGAGAAAGGGGAGGUCAUUGACAUUUCGCAGUUACCACCUCCACCUAUGUGUCAGCCACUGACCACUGAGGAACUGAGCAAGACAGAGACACACACAUCUGCAGCACAGGAAUUCCAAGCUGAGUCUGUCAUUGAGGUUGAUGGGAAAAGUCUUGCUGAAGAGUUAUCCUCUCUCUUGGAUGAACCUGGAGAGAUAGAAGGCAGCAGCCCUUUGGUGGGGAAAUUAAACAUUCAGAACACGCCAUCACAUCAACCAGCAGUCAAUGGUAACAGUAAGCAGGAAUGUCUUGUCAAACCUUUGUCAUCAUCGUCUGGACAACUGAACAGUGUGCCUGAAUCAUUGCAAACUUCCCAAAUUACUCCUGACAUUCCGGUCCCAUGGUCAGUUCAUCAGCAGCAUGUUUCGAAUGGAGUUAACAGCCACCAUGGCAACACGCCUCACACAGGGCAGACCAACCACCAUAUACAAGACAGCGAAAAUAAUACUAGACGCGAUGUAGGACAGAUGACAGAAGAAAGCAAUGGCAGGACUGGUGUUUCUUGUAUUGAGAUAUUGAAAUAUGAAAGAUCGCUUCUUCAGCUUGAGGCAACUCCUGAAGCAGUUCUCAGGUCAGAAAACUUGGUCCAGCAGAUGGAGGAAGAGAAGCAGAGACUGAGGAUAGGAGGCUAUGAUGCCUGGCUUUCGUACCUUGGAAAAGUGGAGAAAGAUGUGCUGCAGAUUAACUGUGAACUAAAGACUCUUCGUGAAAGCAGACAGGAGGACAAAUUGGCAAUCGUCGUCAUAAAAAAAGAGCUAGCAGAACGGGAGUUGGCUGUGAUGAGGAAGCGCCUACCAGAACUGCGUUCCUAACACAGCACAAAUUUUCUAUUUCUUCCCAUUAUUUUCAGUGAUUUGCACAGAACUGUUUAUCUGAUUAAGAAGAGUAUGGCUUGUUUUAAUUGCUGCUAUAUUAAGUGCAGGAUUUUUCCUUAGAGUGCAACACAGUUGCCUUCACGUGACAUGGUAGGACCAAGAAAAUGUUGCUGGAAGAUUAUUGCAAGUUUUGGGCUGGCACCAAGAUGCAUAAGAUGUUGAUGCAAUAUCUUGUACAUAGCAGAGAACCAGUCUGAACUAGUUAUCAUACAAAUUAUUGUAUUGUAUUAUGAUACAUAUAUUACAAGGGAUAAUGUUUGAGAUGGUGUUUCUGUAUUCACAUAUUUUGCUUACCGUUGUUUAUGUUUUAAUGUACUGAAUGAAUCUAUUUCGACAGAAUUUACCUUCGAAGAAAAGAUUUAGGCAACUUUUCAUUUGGACAAUUCAGAGAGAUGAACAGAGAAUCAAAAAUGAAGAAAUUGCACAUGAAAAUUAACAGGGUUAAUUGCAGUGGUUGUGUUUGAUUUUCCUUAAAAUGUUUUCAAGCUUCCACAAACGAUUCAGAUAUUUUAGAAUAAUCAUAUCAUUCUCUGCAUGAACAUUACCUCAAUCAUUUGUCAUUCCAUCAACGGCAGUGGCUUCUUGGUCGCUAUGCACAAGAAUUGUGUGUUAUUUUUUGUUUCAUCACUGGUUCAGAUUAUCUUUGAGUCACAACUGUUGAACUGCUCCUGUUGAAUGUCCAGUGCCUUAAGGUCACCAUUUGAAAUGGUACAUAGUUGUAGGUGCAUGGACUUUACCUCAAUCAUUUGUCAUUCCAUCAUGGCAGUUGACUGAAUGGCCUGUUCGAAUGAGAAUGGUGUUCACUAUAAUUUUUUUUUUCUCUUUAUUUUGUUUUCCCCUCGGAUUGUCUUUUAGGGUCACAACUGUUGACAUGCUUCUGCUGAAUGUCCAGUGCCUUAAGAUCACCAGCAAAAGUAAAAUGCUGCGCAGUUGUCUUGUUGGUGGAUUGUGGAGCACAAAGAUCUUUCAACUCUUUUGCUAAAGUCACCUGCAAAUAGAAAAGAUUUUUCAGUGUCUUAUUGGCAGUAUAGUUGUUCUGAAAAGAAACAAUAGCUGCUUAUUUUCAGGAAUGGAACACUUCAGCUUUUGAAAUGUUUAUUGUUCAGCAGUGCCUUUUGUGACUGUCUUGAGCAAAACUAAAACUGACCCAUGCUAGUCAGCAUAUAUUAAUAUUUCCAAUACAUAUUGUCACAAGGGUUGUCCAGUAUUGUAGAUGUCAAAUGCUCAUCACUGGAAUGAGGAUGGCAAGGUCCUGGGUUUGUUUUUUGAUUUGACAAAUGUUCCCAUAGGUGACUGCAAAGGUUUUCUCUGGGCUCUUUUCCCCUGCCCCAUGUCUUCAAUAGUGCAAACUCACUUCGAGGGUGGAAGCACCUUCUAACAAAAUAAACGUUUGCAAGAGAAUUUGACAAGUAACAAGCUGAGAUUGCAGUGAUGGGCUGAAGCGAUGAAAAUGAAACCUUUUUACACAAUAUUAUUUAGGUGAAAUGGCUGUGUAAUUGAAAGGUUUUAUGUACAUGUGGUAGCGAAGAGGAAAUAUGCAUAGUUGUCUUGUCACUUCACUCAACAGACGUGACUGCAGCAUUGAGUCUUUGGCACAAUAUGUUGGUACGUGAUUGCAUGAAUCUUAAUACUUUUAUUAUGUAGGAAGAUGUCUUAGACAACGAUAAAGGUACAGUUUAUAUGCUCUCCCCACCGCUGCAUAUAGAUCCGUUUGUAGAAGAUGCAGUCUUGUUUUGAGCGCCUUUCAUUUUUCAAAGUUUCAAGAGUGUUUGAUAUACUUUCUGACAGUCCUACAGACUUCUUCAGGAAGGUAGGUAUUGAGCAAUUCGGCUAACAGUCAAGUGUCAGAGACCAAAGGGAUACCAUGAAAGUGUUGUAUGCCUGAGAUUGCAUGUAUUUGGAAAGGGAACUCGGUACAGUUAAAUACAGUAAUGCUUGUGAUAUAAAUUUGCAUGUAAAUGUGCAAAGCAUGCCCAAGUGCUUGUAUGUGUGCAUGUAGUAAGGUCUUUAAUGGUCUUGGAUGCAUCUAAAAAUAUGGUAAGAUGAUGUUCAUACAGCAGGCAUAUUGCUGCUUAAAGCUUGUAUACAGGGAUCGUUUUCAAAUGCUCAAGAAGACAUUAUUUAGAGCAAGUCAUUAAAAUUUUUGCUGUUUAGAAUUAAAAUAUAUGCAUUAUUAUAGUCCUGUAUUGUUGAAAAUAUUGUUGGAUUUUAAAAAAAUCAUUAAAGUACUUUUGUACAAA